Messenger RNA from Eimeria necatrix, 2538 nucleotides. RefSeq names its product glyoxalase, putative. The transcript has 5 exons. The record is from RefSeq and is a predicted model, not a curated record. Bases 1 to 2538 code for a protein of 845 amino acids. NCBI's taxonomy places the organism in Eukaryota, Apicomplexa, Conoidasida, Eucoccidiorida, Eimeriidae.
AUGGGGUCUUUGCUGCAUUCGGCGAUGACUUCAUGCUGCCUCUGCUUCUGGGGGCCCCCACGUUUGCUGCCCACGCACCGAACAGCAGCAGCAGCAGCAGCAACAGCAGCAACAGCAGCAGUGCUAAUCGUCUUGGCAUUCCUUAGCAGCACUUCUCAAGCCUUUGUGCUGCCGCAUCUUCAAGCAAACUUCAGCUCGCAGUCGUACAGCAGCAAUGACUCGGCAGCAGCAGCAGCAACUGCUGCUGCUGCUGCUGCUGCUGCCGCUGCUGCUACUUCCUCUCCAGCAGCCAUUCUGCUUCCGCAUUCUCCAAUUCCGCUGCGCAUAGCGCCGAAGCCAAUAGCUCAUGCACAAGGGGCAGCAGCAACAAGAGCAGCAGCAGCGUCAGCAGCAGCAGCAGCAAGCGAAGCAGCAUCGACAGCAGCAGAAGCGCCAGAAGCAGCAGCAGCUGCUGCAGCACUGCCGGCAGCAGCAGCAGCCCACAGAGAGCCACUGGGGGCCUCUCGGCUGCUGCACGUGCGCCUGCUGACUCUGAACUUAGAGAAGAUGGUGCAUUUUUACACGCAGCUUCUGGGCAUGAAGGUUUUGGGGCUAUGGGGGCCCCCGGGGGGGCCCCCUGAGGGGCCCCCAGGGGGGCCCCCUGAGGGGCCCCCAGGGGGACCCCCUGAGGGGGCCCCCCCCGCGCUGCAGCAGCAGUCCCCUCACUUGUGGGAGCCCCUGAGCGGCCGCGUGUCUCUUGCGGGGGGCAGCAGCAUUCCCGUAGAUCGGAUUGUGCUGCUGGGGUAUGGCCCAGAGGCUGCUGCAGCAACUGCAGCAGGGGGCCCCCCGGAGGGCCCCCCCGAGGCUUCUGCUGGGGGGCCCCCUCAGGGCCCCAAGCUGGAGCUGAUCUACAGCAGCAGAUGGGCGCAGCAGCAGCGAGAGGCCGAAGCAGCAGCAGCAGCGGCGCUAAGAAAAGAAGAAAGCGAUCUGGUUGCUGCAGUUGCUGCUUUCCAGCAGCAGGAGGCGCUGCGGCAGACAGGCCAGUGCAGCAGCAGCAGCAGCAGAAGCAGCAGCAGUUUGCUGCCCAGCUUGUCGCGCAUGCGUGGAUAUGAGAGGCGGAGAGGAAGAUAUGACAGGGGCCAUCAUGGCUUCUUCGGACUUUCGUUUUUGCUGCCGUCGCUGCAGCAGCUGCAGCAGCAGCAAGUGCAGCAGGCUGGAGGCAAGCUGCUGCACUUCCCCGCCAAGCGAAAGCAGGUGCCUUCGAUGGUACCAGACCAAGACGCGCGGCAAGAGAUUUGGGGCCAGAGCUGCUUCAUGCUGGACCCCGACGGGAACGGGGUGGAAGUGCUGCAGCUGACGAGCAGCAGCAGCUGCAGCAGCAUUGGUCUUAGUGAACAGGCGAGGAAGCAGGAAGCAGCAAUCAAUACUUGGCAAAACUACAUGGCGGAGCAGGAGGCUGACAUUUCCAGGCAAAAGGAGAAGCAGCAGCUGCUGCAGCAACUCGACGAAGUGGAAAAGUUGCUGCUACAACUCGAGCAGCAACAGCAGCAGCACCAGGAGGAGCAGCAGAAAGAGCAGCAGCAGCAGGAACGCGACAGGCUGACGAAGCGGCAGCAGGAGCUGCAGAGAAAACUGGCGGUAUUUAACGAGCAGCAGCGUAUACUUGACGAGCUGGAGCAACAGCAACAGCAGCGGCAGCGGGAGAGGGAAGCAGCAGCAGCUGGCACUGCACUGCAGCACAAGGGGCCCCUUUCGCCCAGACUGCAGAAGAUUCGACUCUACACGUCAUCUCCAGUUGCUGCCGAUCGCUUCUUUGGCUCUAUGCUGCAGAUGCAACUCCUGCGCUACAAGAGCCACUUGCUGGAGCGGCUGCACCCUUGGACUCGUUUUGCUGCCACCAGCCGCACAUACGCGUGCGAAGCAGCAGCCCUUCGGGCGAAGGCCGGGGCCAGCGAAGGCGCAAAAGCAGCUGCUGCUGCUGUUGCUGCUGCAAUAGCUGCAGCAGGAGACCAGGGCCUCUACGGGGAAACUUCCACUGUUCCCACAGAGUGGGAAGGACCUGCAGCGCAGGACCCUCCCGCCGCUGCUGCUGAAGUCUUCAGGACGGAAGCAGCAGAACGUGAGGUGCCACAAGUCCAGGUGGCCUAUGCCUACGACGAGAACGUGGUGUCUGUGCACCCAGGGUUUUUGCAUGUGGCGCUGUCGGUGGCCGAUGUUCCAUCAGCUGUUGCGCACAUAUCCUCUAAAGAAGCAGAGGCAGCUGCGGCAGCAGAGGCGGAAGAGAAAGCAGCAGAAGCCGCAGCAACAGCCGGCAGCAAGUGCCAGCCAUGCAAAAUGGAAGGCCUGCAGGAAGGCACACACUUCGGAGCAACGGAAAUCGUGGGGGAUGCUGAAGACGUUUAUAAACCCACCACCAUUAAAUUCCAAACCCCACAAGAGUGUCUUUUGCUCAACUUCGAUGGCUAUCCUUUCCUUCUGGCUACCGAGGAACAGGCACAGGCGUACUACCGUUGCCUCCAGAAGGCCCCCGUAACAGGCUCCCCUUUCAAAGCGCUGUAA